Molecule: messenger RNA, 663 nt
Organism: Adineta steineri
Lineage: Eukaryota; Metazoa; Rotifera; Eurotatoria; Adinetida; Adinetidae
Source: the annotation of a GenBank genome assembly
AUGGCAACAUCUCAAAAACAACUUAAAAUAGAUAUAACUAGUGAUAAUAUUUGUCCUUGGUGUUAUGUUGGAAAACGUCGUUUAGAAAAAGCACUUUCUCAAAUCGAUAAAUCCAAUGUAAAUGUAUCGAUAUCAUGGUAUCCAUAUGAAUUAGAUCAUGGUCUUCCACAAGAUGGAUCACUUCUUAAAAUGGAUCGUUAUAAGCAAAAAUUUGGUGAAGCACGUGUUAAACAAAUGGUACCACAAAUGACUGAAACAGGAAAACAAGAAGGAAUUAAUUUUUCAUUUGGUGGUAAAAUUGGUUCAACAUUUGAUUCACAUCGUCUUCUUCAUUAUGUUAAACAACAAGAAAAUGGAGAAAAAAAACAAAAUGAUUUAAUUAAUAUUUUAUUUCGUGCUUAUUUUGAAGAUGAACAAGAUUUAUCUGAUCAUCAAGUAUUAACUAAAGCAGCUGAACAAAUUGGUUUUAAUGGAAAUGACAUCAAACAAUUUCUUCAAUCAGAUCAAUAUAAAAAAGAAGUUCAACAUGAAAUUAAUCAAAGUCAACAACAAGGUAUUUCCGGUGUACCACAUUUUCGUAUUAAUGAUAAAAUUGAAUUGAGUGGAGCUCAAGAUCCACAACAAUUUAUUCAAGCUUUUAGAAAAGCUGGUGUUAAUGUUUAA